Cydia splendana is the source of this 867-nucleotide messenger RNA. Its product is annotated as tRNA-specific adenosine deaminase 2. The record is from RefSeq and is a predicted model, not a curated record. Gene Ontology annotation, biological process: tRNA wobble adenosine to inosine editing. Gene Ontology annotation, molecular function: tRNA-specific adenosine-34 deaminase activity. The transcript has a single exon. Gene Ontology annotation, cellular component: nucleus; cytoplasm. Bases 45 to 539 code for a protein of 164 amino acids. Lineage: Eukaryota; Metazoa; Arthropoda; Insecta; Lepidoptera; Tortricidae.
AACAUUGGUGGUGAGCCAUACAUACUGGCUCUGUAAAAUAAGUAAUGGUCGAUCUAAUGAAAAGAGCCCUUGAGCUAGCGAAGGAAGCACUGGUCGCGCAGGAGGUACCCGUUGGCUGCGUGUUCACAGAUGGCGAAAGAAUACUCGCAGAAUCAAGAAACUGCGUGAACUUGACUCGGAACCCUACAAGACACGCUGAAAUCAACUGUAUAGACACUGUGAUUGACUACUGCAAAACAAAUAACGUAAAUUAUAAGGAAUUAUUUCGUAAAAUAACCGUGUAUGUAACAGUUGAGCCAUGUAUAAUGUGUGCAGCGGCUCUCAAUUACCUACAUGUUAAGGAAGUAGUGUAUGGUUGUCCUAAUGAUAGGUUUGGGGGAAAGACUGUAGUAGAUGUUAGUAAUUACUAUGAACACAGCUACACACUGACUGGGAACCUGAUGGCAGAUGAGGCCAUGGCCUUGCUAAAACAGUUCUACAAGGGUGUCAAUCCCAAUGCACCAGAACCAAAAGUUAAAAAGAAAAAGGAUAAUGAAUGAUGUAAUUAAUGUUUUGAUUUUAAGAAUCUACACCCAUACAUUGAUGCUAAAAUUUGUUACAAUGGUUGUUGCAAUACAUUGAAAUAGUUAUCUGUCCAUUUAUCUAUGCAAAGAUAAAUCAACUCUUAUGCUUACAUAAAGUAUGUGCUAACAGCUUUACCAAAAUUAAAUUUUUAAUCUUUGCAUUAUUAUUUCAACCAUUAUGUAAAAAUAGCACAAUAAUUUCAUGACAUUGAGUAAUAUUUGUUAUUAAUGUUCAUAAUUUAUACCAAGACUUAGUUGGAUAAUGUAAACUUGUAAAGUAUUGUAAUAAAAAUCAUUCCAUUUA